AUGGCUUCGGAGGUCAGUUCACGAAAUAUGAAAACGGCAAAAUCGUCGUCAGCGCCACCACCAGCUGGAAACUUUUUCUACAACUUCAUUGUCACUCAAUUGUGUAUUCCAUCUAUCCGCAGAUUCUUUGCUACCUUUCUCGCGAAAUCCAGCGAACGGUUGAUUCUGCAAAUUCCUGCCGUGAGUUUUGAUGCUGAAUUUGGAAAUGUUGCGGAGACAAACAACAACAAUGCUCCAUCAAAACCAGUUCUCUUCACUAUCCACAAUCCUAUCCAUUUCUGCUGGUUGAUGCUUUUGGAUCCAAAGAUGGGACUUGGAGAAACUUAUAUGGCUGAUGAUUGGUCGUGCUCCCCAAAUCCAACCGAGUUGCUUCGUCUUCUUAUUCGCAGUAAGAAGCAGACACAGGCGGCAUACAAGGCACAAUAUGGCACCAAACCAAGAACAAAGUCAUUCGGCUCUCAAGUUUCCCAACUUGCGAUUGAUAUCAUUCGUAAAAUUGCAAAAGUUGUCAACUACAUCCAACAUUGGCUUCAGGAGAAUACACUUACUCAGAGCACAAAGAACAUUCAGGCUCACUAUGAUCUUGGAAAUGAUAUGUUUAAAUUGUUCUUGGACAAGUCUAUGACCUACUCUUGUGCUCUUUUUGAUGCUGAGAAACCAGUCACCGAUGUAGAUUUCGUUGAAUUAGAGAAGGCGCAAUACAAAAAGAUUGAUCGUCUAAUUGACCAACUUGAGCUGAAAGCUGAGGAUCAUGUUCUCGAAAUUGGAUGUGGAUGGGGAGCUGCUGCUAUCCGGGCUGUUCAAAGAACUGGAUGCAAAUGGACUGGAAUAACCAUUUCGAAGGAACAAUUGGAGUGGGGACAGAAGAAAGUUGUUGAAGCAGGACUGGAAGGCAGAAUUGAACUUCGUUUCCAAGAUUAUAGAUUGGUGAAGGAGAAGUUCACACGUGUUUUGUCGGUCGAGAUGAUUGAAGCCGUUGGAGAGAAAUAUCUUCCCCAAUAUUUCCAAAUUAUCAAUGAUGUUCUAGCUGAUGGUGGAAUUGCUGCUUUACAGGCCAUCACUUGCCCAGAUGCCUAUUACGAUCAGUACCGUUCGUCUUCUGAUUUCAUUAAGAAGUAUAUCUUCCCUGGAGGUCAUUUGCCAUCUCUUGGUGCCAUUUCAGAGUCUCUUCCGAAGACCUUGAAACAGACUGAUCUAUUUAGCAUGGGACAUCACUAUUCGAUGACUUUGGAACAUUGGUUCUUCGCUUGGAUGAAAGCCAAGGAGGAGAUCGAGACCAAAUUCCAGUUGCCAGAUGACUUCCAUCGCCGCUGGCAAUUCUACUUUUGUCUGUGUGCUGCCCUCUUCUCCUAUGAUCAUAUUGAUGUCGUUCAACUGACAUUCAAGAAAGACAAGAACACCUAA
Caenorhabditis remanei is the source of this 1404-nucleotide messenger RNA. RefSeq lists its product as uncharacterized. The coding region runs from base 1 to 1404 and encodes 467 amino acids. The record is from RefSeq and is a predicted model, not a curated record. The transcript is spliced from 6 exons. Gene Ontology annotation, biological process: lipid biosynthetic process. Lineage: Eukaryota; Metazoa; Nematoda; Chromadorea; Rhabditida; Rhabditidae.